Messenger RNA from Fomitiporia mediterranea MF3/22, 411 nucleotides. RefSeq lists its product as uncharacterized. The transcript has 2 exons. NCBI's taxonomy places the organism in Eukaryota, Fungi, Basidiomycota, Agaricomycetes, Hymenochaetales, Hymenochaetaceae. Bases 1 to 411 code for a protein of 136 amino acids. The record is from RefSeq and is a predicted model, not a curated record.
AUGCCAUCGCAGAGGCACAUAGAGAACACUGGCAGCACAGCACGAGACUGGUGCAUGCUAGAGAGGAACAUUCUGUCUCAUGUCAAACUAUGCCUCCUUCUCUUCCUCCUUUCUGCUUCCGUCCUCCUUCGUACCCGUCUUACCAGUCCCUCUAACGACACCGAUAACGACGAAGACCCUUCCACUCCUCACUCCCACGCGGCUUCACUUACCCUGGCAUGCGUCCUUAUGGCCUGCUCGCUCGUCGCUCUCGCCGCAGGCACUUGGGAAUAUUGGUCUUCAGACCGUGACAUGAGGACGAAACGGGCGUUUAUGAACGCAAACAAACUCCACCCUGUAAUGCUUACUGCAGUCUCCGGCAUCGUAUUUGCAAUAUGCAUAGUCCUCCUCGCGGAUGAAGCCAUUGCUUGA